AUGCACAAUCUGUUUACUGGGACAGCUAAGCAUAUUAUGAAGAAUGUAUGGUUAGAUCUAGAGAAGUCAUUGCUUGACAAGAAUAACUUGCAACAGAUACAAGAAAAAAUGGACAAGCUUAAAGUUCCCGCCAGUGUGGGAAGAAUGCCCAAGAAAAUACAGAACAGUUAUGGGGGCUUCACAGCUGAUCAGUGGAAAUCAUUUACAGUUCUUUUUUCCAUACAUGCCUUGUGGAAUGCCUUGCCCAGCAGUGACAUGGAAAUGUGGCAUAAUUUUGUCAUGGCUUGUUCUUGCCUGUGCUCUACUGUUCUUACAGAAACAAAAGCAUUGCUGGCCCACUCCUACCUUUUGAAGUUUUGCCAGGGUUUUGAAAAGUUGUAUGGCAAACACAGAGUAACUCCAAACAUACAUCUGCAUACCCAUCUUGUUGAGUGUGUCUUGGAUUAUGGACCUGUGUAUUCAUUUUGGCUGUUUAGCUUUGAGCGCUAUAAUGGAAUUCUUGGCGAGUACGGAACCAAUCAACGUGCUGUUGAGAUACAGUUAAUGCGCAAGUUCUCAUCAAGUCAGUUUAUGAAGGAUCUGCCUUUGCCUGUUGAGUUCCAAGAUAUAUUUAAACCUCUGCUUAACAGACUGUACUCAAAACAAUCAGGAAGUCUUCAAGAACAGUGUCUAACUGAGAAGGACCAGGUGUCUGGAGAAAUUAUCCAAGCUUAUGUGCUGUCCACUGGUCAUGUGCAAACUGGUGGCGAAUUUGAGAGCAGUUUCUAUUUGUACACAUGCUGUGGACAAUACUCAAGAGACACCAUAGAUGUAGAUGUUCUUCCCCAUCUAAAGAAAUCCUAUGCUACGUUUUUGGAUGGGCUGGAUGAAACCUCUGUUACGACUCACAUUGAAUGUUAUGCUUGUUGUAAAUUCAAUGGUGAUCUCUUUGGCUCCAUUAAAUCAAGAGGAGAUAGAUCAGCAUUUGUGUUGGCAAGGUGGUGUAAACUUGGUGGCACAAUUGACACCUCUGGAGCUGAUUUGAGACCAGGUGUUAUUGAUUAUUUUAUGAAACAAAAUGUACAAGUAAAUGGACAUUAUGUGACCUCUGUUUUGGCUUCUGUACGUUGGUUUCAAGCUCAUCCAUCAAGAUACUCCUUAAGUGCUCCUGUCGAGGUCUGGUGCAAAGAUCUCUUUGAACCUGAAGGUGAAUCAACAUUUAUUCCAAUUCAGAGAAUCAGUGGAAAGUUUAUACCAGCAAUUGACAUUCUCCAAGAUGAACAUGUCCUUGUGGUCUGUCCUCUUACACGCAAAUUGCAGUGUUAGCUUUAGUGCUUAUUAGAUUGAUACCAAUCAUAGUUUAUUUUAUGUUCAAGUUUUAUACCUUGAUAGAUAUAGACCAUUGCAGUUCUUUUUUCCAUCAUCAUGCCUUUAUUGACUUUUACUUUUUUUAAUUUGUUGAAGGUGGCUGGUGAAGGCCAAGGCAUCAAAUUGAUAUUGCUUUUAACUUCAGAUAAGUCCUGGAAAUGUUAUAAAAAAUUAAAUGAAUAAUUGAACAUUAACAAAAAUCAGCUCACCAAAAAGUCGCUUUAGGAAAAUGUUGGCCCAGUGCUUAUUAUCAGAAUUUAGGUUUCUCAGGCCCUCAAUGGUUACAUUACGCAGCCAGUAUAAAAUUGUCAUUUUUCUUAUUAAUUACUUGCGCUUUUGUUGGAAACUUAAUUUUGUUUUUAUUUGCAACCUGUUACAGUGGAACCUUGAUUUAAAAAACCUGUAUAUAAAGAAGUCCUCAGUUUAGCGAAUGAUGCAAUGCAUUUUUCACCCUAGUAAAAGUAAAAUAUAUAAAAAAACUUGAUAUAAUAAAACCUCAUAAUAUUGUGAACAUAUUUUGUGAGACCCAUGGCCCUUCCUUUUAUUAGGGUUCCACUGUAAGGCAUGGAAAUUAGCAAGAUCUCUUAGGGAUUUUCUAUAUAAAACCAUUAAAAUGACUGGCAAGCAACUAGUAAUUUUUUGUACAGUUCAUUUAGAUUAAUACCAUUGAAGUAUCAAAUUCCUCCAUCCUAGAUCACCCCUUCCCUUUUUGCUGUGCGCACCUUGUUAGACCCAAUCAGACAAUUGUUUUUUUGUUUUUUUUGGGGGGGGGGAGGGGGGGAAUAUUUGCUAUUCCUCCCAGCCCUCUUUUCUCCAAGGUCCAUUUAGUUGUGAUUUCCUUCAGCUGAAAAAAAAAAGUUUGUUAUCAUUGUUAUCAUUGUGAAGUCGGAAAAAGUCUGGUGACGAAAAUCUUGAAGUUAACUACUCGCUGGUCAGCGGUCGUUUUAGCGCCUUAAAACAGAAUGUGAUGUUGCGAGCUAGGCAAGGGCAAGAUUAUAGUAAUUUUCAACAUUUUUUAUCGUGUUCAUGGGUAGGAUAAGCCGUGAAAACACAAAGGAGGAGAUAAGACGAAUGAAAAGGAGAAGGAAAAAAAAGGAAACGACUACAGAGGAACCUUAACAAAGAGAAGACACUUGCGUCUGGAUUAAAGAUCGAGAAGGCUUGCCUCGAGAAACAACAAAAGAUAUGCGACUAUAUAGCGAGAAAAUAUUAUGAUCGAUGGCACUCACUUCUCAAGCGAGAGGAGGCUUCAAGAGAGGCUAGGACAUUGAUUCCAAGGCAAUCUGUAGCGCAAGGGAAGGUGUGUACUAUAUUUUAAAUCUUCAUAGCCAGAAAGGUUUUUAAGCGGGUGCAUCAUCUAAUCCUCAUUUUCAUCUCCCUUAAAGUGGAGAAGGAGGGGGGGAGGGGUGGUGGUUUAGGGUCCUGUCAGAGAAUGAGUCACUGCAUCAACCUCCUGAAACUGCUUGACCAAGUCUUCCUCAUUAGAAUAAAUUUUACCAUCAUCUCAAACUCUUAACUUCAAGUAAAGCAGCCAUGUUGAAAGUGUGACUCCAUCUACAUUUGCUGAUCUGACCUUGGCGUCACUGCAAUCACGUUACCAUGAAAAGAAAUCGCUAUUUAAAAAUCUGUUUAAAUAAAUAAAUACAUUACAACAUUUAGAGAGGCAUUUAUUUAUGAUUUAUUUCCUGCUCUGAAAAGGGGGGCUAACAAAGGAUUUACAGUACAUUAAUUUUUGUAUUUGACAAUAAAAAUCUGCGAUAAAAUAUUAUAAAACAUAACACGACGUUUCGACGUUUCCAGAACAUCAUUAUCAAGUGAACUAAAAUAAUAAAAUCGAGUAUAUAUAUAAUGAAGCGGUGAAUAAAUUACAAAGCGUUAAAAUUUAAACAAAGAGUUUGGCCCUAAUGGAAUCGCUCUGGGUGUUUAAAUUGGGCCUUAUUGUUCUUAUGUACAACAUUUCAUAAACAAGACAAUCCCAUUUCGUGCCACAUUUUUUAAGCAUUCUAAACUGGCUCUCAUUGAGUAAGUCAAUGUUCCCAUGGGCAUCUCUCAGGUGGCGACCAAUGGCAGAGUAUCGAUGAUCAGCAAUGCGUUGAAACAAAUGGCGCGUCGUAUAUCCGACGUAAUUUGAAUCACACAAAUCACAUUUAACACAGUAAACAACGCUAUGCUGACUUACGAUGCAUGGCUUGAUUUCUUUAAGCUUUAGGUCCUGCUCAAGUUUCUUACUGGUGUAGACUGGUUGUACAUCAAUGCUGAUUUUUGAACUGAGAUCGUGCAUUUGUCUUUUGGCAAUGUUCGCAGAGACUUGAUCUUUGAAAGGAAUACUGACUCUUAAAGUUUCAUCAGAUUUUGUCUUAGUAUCUGGUGUAGAGGAAUAAUCACAUUUGUCGAUAAUACAGUUCACCAAAGAGCUAGGUUAACCAAGGCGAUGAAACAUAGAUUUUAGAUGCCUACACUCAUCGACGAAUGCUUGAUGCGUUGAGGACAAUUCCUUUGCACGAUGAACCAUUGUUUUGAUAAGACACUUCUUGUAGUGCAAAUCGGUGUGACUUUGAAAAUGAAGUAAAAGGUGAAGUAAUAACGAUUAUGUAUUAACUUCGAUGUUGUGCCUACUUUUGCUCAAGUCGAACGAAGAAAAGCUCGAAAAUGGAGAAAGUCCACCGACAACUACCAGCGAGAGGUCUUGGUCGAAGAACUAUGCUCCAAGCAAUCCCAUUUGCUUCAUUUAAAGGUACUUGUGCACAAGGAACACGAAGCUUUGAGGGAGGAGUGCUUGACGUUACGCUACGUGGCCGCCACGCACGUUUUAUCAGCUUCAUGUAAUGCUUUAUAGAAAGACUUGAUGCGUACCCACUGUGAUAAGAUCGGUCGUCUUAUCUCAAAGAAGUUUGAUGUUGAUGAACAUAUUAAGAAUAUCUCCUCAUAUCGUUUAUCAUUCUUCGAGAAGCUUGUCAUAUGCAGAGGUUUGAAAUUUUCCUUGCCACAGAAGGUCUCACCAAAUGGACUUUCUCCAGUUCAAAAAUCAGCAUUGAUGUACAACCAGUCUACACCAGUAAGAAACUUGAGCAGGACCUAAAGCUUAAAGAAAUCAAGCCAUGCAUCGUAAGUCAGCAUAGCGUUGUUUACUGUUUUAAAUGUGAUUUGUGUGAUUCAAAUUACGUCGGAUAUACAACGCGCCAUUUGUUUCAAUGCAUUGCUGAUCAUCGAUACUCUGCCAUUGGUCGCCACCUGAGAGAUGCCCAUGGGAACAUUGACUUACUCAAUGAGAGCCAGUUUAGAAUGCUUAAAAAAUGUGGCACGAAAUGGGAUUGUCUUGUUUAUGAAAUGUUGUACAUAAGAACAAUAAGGCCCAAUUUAAACACCCAGAGCGAUUCCAUUAGGGCCAAACUCUUUGUUUAAAUUUUAACGCUUUGUAAUUUAUUCACCGCUUCAUUAUAUAUAUACUCGAUUUUAUUAUUCUAGUUCACUUGAUAAUGAUGUUCUGGAAACGUCGAAACAUCGUGUUAUGUUUUAUAAUAUUUUAUCGCAGAUUUUUAUUGUCAAAUGCUUUACCAAAUCUUUACUUAUUAAUUUUUGUCUUGCUGAAAUGUAGGUCAUUGCAAAAGCAACAUGUGAAUCCAUUGUGGAAAUUGACUGUGCCCUUUUGGAGCCCCCAAAAGAUGAAUCUGGAAUGGAGGUGAAGGUACAUCUGGGUUCUGGUGUGUUUGGGUGCUGUAACAAGAUGUUUUACAGGGGCAAUCCUGUUGCAGUUAAAACAUUUUACUCUGCUACAGCAGAGGAGGUCAAACAGGAGGCAAGAGUCAUCUCAAAUUUCAAACAUGCAAAUUUUCCUCUUCUCAUUGGGAUGUGUACUCUUUCAAGGCCUUACCAUCUAGUGUCGUCCUUUUACCAUGUUUUGGACAAGCCUUACACAUUAUCUUUGGCACUGAAGAGCAGAAGUUUGAACCUUUCACAGGUUAUUUGGCUGACCUUGAUCAAUCAGUUGGCUCAGGCAAUAUCCUAUUUACAUAAACAAGGAUUUCUUCACAGAGAUAUCAAAGCAGAUAAUGUCCUUAUCUCACAUGUAAACAAUAAGUAUCGUGCCAUAUUAAUUGAUUUUGGUAAAUGUGUAGCUUUAACAGCAGUCGGUUCCCUUGUGAAACAUUUCACUCCUGAAGAACGAAAACUUUAG
Pocillopora meandrina is the source of this 5521-nucleotide messenger RNA. NCBI's taxonomy places the organism in Eukaryota, Metazoa, Cnidaria, Anthozoa, Scleractinia, Pocilloporidae. The record is from the annotation of a GenBank genome assembly.